UUGUUUUCUUCCUCUUACAUCCUCCGGACUUGGAGCUCGAUUUUUCGUUACACAACACCGGAAAUGAGCGUUUGGUGUCACAUUGAACUGUGCCCCCCUGUGUGCGAGACAGAGCAGGUUGAUUCCGCCAACAUGUCCUCCGCUGUGCUGUGCAGCAGAGUCCUCCAGAGAGCGGGACACGGGUUUGUCUUCUCCUCCAGGGCUGUGCCCGCCUCCUCCAGCCCAUUUCUGUCUCGUGCUCAUAGACUGGGGCCCAGUGAUGAUGAGAUGUACCAACGUACCUCGGUGUCCGUCAUGCAGAAGGAGCCGGGCAGUGGGGUAAUGAUCCACAGCUACAGUUCCGGAGGGUUCAACAUCGAUGGUAAUCGAGUGUUUGGACCCUGUGCUGUGCUGCCUCCUGCAAUCCUGCAGUGGAACGUUGGCACUUAUAAAGACAUUACUGAGGAAAGUGUCUCACUCUUCCACAUGCUUGAACCAAGAAUAGAGAUUCUUGUGCUGGGAACAGGCGCACGGCUUGAACGAAUCAACCCCUCAGUCCUCGCUCUACUCAAGAGUAAAGGCAUCGCUGUGGAAGUGCAAGACACGCCGAACGCAUGUGCAACCUUCAACUUCCUGACCAGUGAGCGGAGAGUAGCAGCUGCUGGACUGAUCCCUCCACCUGUCAGCACUGCCCUGGAAGUAACACAGGAGUAAGUCCCGGGAUAUACGACAGCAGUAGAUACUGCAGCCUGUGAGACGGUUGUUCUUCUGGGGAAAAAAUCGGCGAUCUCCACCUCUGAUGUUUGGUUACAACAGUUAUUGUACAGAUUCAUAUGUUAAGAGCCCCCCCUCAUCUGUUGAUAUGAGGUUUCACUGACUGCCUCGAGAACUAAGUGUGUAUACAUGUGUAUAUAAUUGAGGACACAAAUGAUGCAGAAUUAGACCUGAAUACCGUUGCAGCUGCAUUCCUAUGUAUAAAUUAUAUAUUUGAAGCACCACAUUUAGCAAUAACUCAAAUAUCAUGUAUUUAAUGUAUUUUCAUGCAUAAAUGUAUAAGGCAAUA
Molecule: messenger RNA, 1042 nt
Organism: Paralichthys olivaceus (Japanese flounder)
Lineage: Eukaryota; Metazoa; Chordata; Actinopteri; Pleuronectiformes; Paralichthyidae
Gene: ndufaf3
Product: NADH:ubiquinone oxidoreductase complex assembly factor
Biological process (GO): mitochondrial respiratory chain complex I assembly
Cellular component (GO): mitochondrial inner membrane
Source: RefSeq, a predicted model, not a curated record